CUAGUGUUUAUUUGGUCGAGCUGAGAUUUCAAACGCAUAUUGCCAGGGGAAUUCAGAGGACAAUCAUCGACGGCUGAAAGAUUUGGUACCUGAUUACAUUCAGCUUACAUCGGCGCGGAACGAAGCAGAAACUGGAUUGCUGAGCGGACAAAUCACAACUUGCUCUUUAGUCAAAUCGACUCUCGUGAAAAAACUUCUGCUUUUCGUCCAAGGCACAAACACGCAGAACACAGGAAGCCAUGAAUUUCGCAACGAAGAUUACAAUCGUGUUCACUCUGAUCUAUUUGUGUGAAUUGAGUUACGCGCGAAAAGGUUCGAAACAUCGCAAACAUCCGGAAAAAUGGAACUCCUCGGAAAUGGACCAGCGGAAUUCUGCGAACGGAUCUAUCGCGUUUGGAUCUCAAGGAGAAACCACGACAAUGCGGCCGUCCGUAUCAUCAAAGCCCCCUGUUAAAGUCAAGGUGGUUUCUAAGACGUCCAGUAGGAAACACAUGAUCAAAAGAUGUUGCCGAAUCGGCUACCGCGCUGCCAAUAGGGGUCUGUACUGCUCGAUAGACAGAUACUAUUCCGCGAAGUACAGGAACAUGGAGCAUUACGCAAGGCAGCGCUUCCAAUGGCGAAAACCGUCGCGGGCCACGAAACGUUUCAUGCAUCAUUUGAACAGAUAUUGCAUCAAGCUUCAGCUUAAGAGCGUAUUUUACAAGUGUUGUGAUGAUGGUAUGCAAACUAAACGCGAGAAGGCAAGAUCUAACCGAGAGCCUUAAAGUCACCACCACCAAGUAUAGUCAGCCGGGAACGUUAAUUGUUGAACUAAAAUAAUUUCAAAACUGAACGAGUCAGUAUUUUGAAGUGAUAAAUUUAGUGUGUUUUACGAACAGAUUUUGUGUAUAAUUCAGUUCAAAAGUCGAAAAGGUACAAGGGGCCAUGAAUGUAACUGUGACACUUUUGAAAUAGGUUGCUGUUUUUUCUGCUUUCGAAAUUUUCUUUCAAUGUUGAUUUCCUUAUGGAGUGUUUUCAGUGGCUCGCGUUUUACUCCUGUAGAAACACUUAGAUGUUGUCUCCUAAAAUACAUUGGUUUAAGUUCUUAGGUAAUUUGAUCUGUAUAUUGCUUUGAGAGCUUGUAAAAUAUGUCACUCGUAAUGUCUCAAGUUUUUAAAAGGGAAAGAAAUUUGGCUGUCUUUACGUUCAAACACACCUUUCCAGAUGAUUUUUGUUAAAAUGUAGGUCUCAUAGAAACUUUUGGUACCCCCCCAAAAAAAAUGUAGAGACACGGGAAACACGAUAAGUAUUUUGUACAUACAUGAUACAAGGUUGCUGUGUAUGGAGGCGCGAUUUCCAUAGGCUCGUGACACCAAGCGCAGUCCACGUGCAAGAAAUGUUUGUAAUUGGUAGUGAAAUAUCAACUUUCAUUCUUUUGCAUGUGUUUAGCUUAGCUGUAAAGUACAGGCCGUAUUUUCAUAAGUUGGUAAUCACUUAAACUGUAAAUAAAAACCCUGUAUUUAA
This is a messenger RNA of Pocillopora verrucosa, 1503 nucleotides long. RefSeq lists its product as uncharacterized. Lineage: Eukaryota; Metazoa; Cnidaria; Anthozoa; Scleractinia; Pocilloporidae. The record is from RefSeq and is a predicted model, not a curated record.